AUUAAAAAUGGUUCGCUUGAAUACUUCUAUUGAGACUGCACUAUCAGAAGAGAAAAACAAGAAUAUGUGCAGGUUGAUCAUUAAAAUACUUAAAAAGAAGAGAUUUACCUAUGUUAUGAUCGCCACAUCAAUCCUUUUCUUUGUGAUCUCAGGGAUCCAGUUUUGGGCAUCAGACUAUAUGCGAUUAGUUUUAGAAAUCCCUGAAGAAAUUGUUAUCCCGGCUUUCUCAAUAAUCACUCUGACAGGACCUACAGUAGGAUGAAUUGUAGGGGGAGGACUUACCCACUUAAUUGGAGGAUAUGAGCAUCCUAAUGCCUUAAAGUUGAUACUAUAUGUUGGGUUUAUAGGAACAAUCAUAUCUCUUCCAAUCCCUUUCGUAGAUCAUACCCCAACCUUCUUAAUCUUAUUUUGGUUAUCACUCUUUGCAGGGGGAUUCAUCAUGCCAGGAACUACAGGAAUUAUGAUAAAUGCUGCUCCUAAAAAGCAUAAAGCGCUAGCUAAUUCAAUUGCUUAUGUGUCAUACAACCUGCUUGGCUACGUGCCUGGUCCACUUGUGUAUGGAGUCUUGACUCAUUUCUACGGUGAUAGAAGUAAAAUCGGCAUGAUUGCACUCAUCUGGGCUCUCAUUUUCUGAAUAUUUUUCAUAUUUCUUGCUUACAAAAAUACCCCAAUUGUUGAAGAAAUCAUUAAGGAAAGAGGAUUUAUUCCAACCAAGGAGUACAAAGAAUCUGACUCAGAGUCAGAGUUUGAAGAACGAAGACAAACCAAUAGAAGAGUUAACAGAGAUUUACGGGUUUCCUUCAACCCAUUCGAUUACUCAAUGAGAGGGUUUGACAAAAUGGAGGAAUCUUUUAGAGAAAGCUUGAUUACUCCAAUGAACGCAGACAGCCCUAACAGAGGUAGCAGUACCAAUCCUAAUAGAUUUGGAUCACUGAGAAAGAAUUCAUUGCUCGCUCCUACAAGGUUAACCAAAAGAGUCUCCGAGUCGAGACAACCUGUACAAGGUGUCACUAGAAAGAAGAAGAGCAGAGCAGUCAGUCUCUUUGAUAAUAACAUCAUGAGCAUGGGUAUUGGUGGCCAGCCUAAUGCUAACCUUUUCCAGUUUGAAGAAAGACAUGCCAAGCGAACCAUGAAGCAAAAGCCUAAAGAUAGACGGACUUACUCAAUUUACGAAUAAUUUCAGCUUUUGCUUUAAAA
This is a messenger RNA of Moneuplotes crassus, 1197 nucleotides long. NCBI's taxonomy places the organism in Eukaryota, Ciliophora, Spirotrichea, Euplotida, Euplotidae. The record is from the annotation of a GenBank genome assembly.